Rosa chinensis is the source of this 2549-nucleotide messenger RNA. Its product is annotated as growth-regulating factor 1. The transcript has 4 exons. NCBI's taxonomy places the organism in Eukaryota, Viridiplantae, Streptophyta, Magnoliopsida, Rosales, Rosaceae. The record is from RefSeq and is a predicted model, not a curated record. Gene Ontology annotation, molecular function: ATP binding. Gene Ontology annotation, cellular component: nucleus. Bases 1198 to 2316 code for a protein of 372 amino acids. Gene Ontology annotation, biological process: developmental process; regulation of DNA-templated transcription; DNA-templated transcription.
AAUUGAAUUUAACAUCUCUUAAAACUUGAAAUAUACGAUAUUUAGUUUCUGAACCAUUUCAUUUGAAUUUCACAAAAACUGUCAGUUUCGGUCAAUAUACAAUACUCCGGGGUAUAUAUGAAAGAGGGUUGCAAGAAUUGAAUAAAAUGUUGAAAUUGAAAUCUUCCUCCCCAACUCUUAAGACACUAACUCUGCAGAUUCAGGGUCUACAUUAAUGACCUGCCACUGAGAUCAUGGGCCUGCCACAGAUCAUGGAAAUCCACUUAUAAGAGGUGAAGAAUUUCCUCACUUUCAAAAAGACAAUAGUUAUUUCCAUGAAAAACUUACUGCUUUUACAGUUCACAUGAAGAAGAAGAGUCAUAGGUGCUCUUCAGCAGUGUCUGAGAAAGAAGACAAAGGUAACCAACAUUAAUAGUGUGAAGCCUGAGCGUUUCAAACAGAACAACAAGUUAAAAAAGGAGGGUGCAAAGUAAUAAGUGGGUUUCUGUUUGGUUCAGAACCGAAAAGAGAGUCCUGCUCUGAAUCAAUGAAUUUCUAAAUUUCAGAAAUUGGAGGAGUGGGGGUCUGUUUCUCUGAGGUAAAGGAACAGAGAAGAAAAGUAAAAGAGUGUUAGUAGUGAGCAGUAAAAGCCCCUAAAAACCGUACAAUCAUCUCUGUUCCAGACACCCAACUCUGCAUAGUCCUCACUCCUCAGAAACCAAAAAAAAAAAAAAUUAAUGGUUUAAAACUGUGAUAAAGACUUCUCCUUUAUUCAUUUUUUUACUCACUUUUUUCAGUCUUUUCUUUAGUUUAUGGGUUUCCGGAGAGUGUCAGAGACAAGAGCUGCCACCACAGCAGAAGCCAGAAGGAACAGAGGUGCAGUCAUAAUACGUGCAGAGGAGAGAGAGAAACAGAGCAAAAACAGAGAGAGAGAGAGAAAGAAAAGCUUAAAGAAGGGAGGUGGCAGGGCAGUAGAGCUAAGCACUGUUAUUCAGAACCAUUAGUUUUAUCCAUGUACAGAAGAUUCUGCAGCUUAAAUGGUCCCUGAAAUAAAUAUACCUACUCUACUCCACCCUCUAUUUUCUGCUCUAUUAAAUCAUGCACACUCUCCUCUCUGGCUCCUCUGCCUCUCUAUUUCCCUCUGAACCUGUCUGAAUAAGUUUUUGGGUUGCAUUUUCUUUGAGUAAGUCUGCUUGUUUUUUCAUUUUUGGGGUUUUAAUGAUGAGUAGUAGUGGUGUGAGAGGCAUGAGGUUUCCUUUUACUCCAUCUCAAUGGCAAGAGCUUGAGCACCAAGCUCUGAUUUACAAGUACAUGGUUUCUGGCAUACCAAUUCCUCCUGAUCUCCUCUUCUCCAUCAAAAGAAGCUGCUUGGACUCUCCUCCUCUCUCUUCAAAGCUCUUCUCUCCUCACAUUGGGUGGAACUGUUUUCAGAUGGGCCUGGGGAGGAAGAUAGACCCAGAACCAGGAAGGUGCAGAAGAACAGAUGGGAAGAAAUGGAGGUGUUCAAAAGAGGCAUUUGCUGAUUCUAAGUACUGUGAGAGGCACAUGCAUAGAGGCAAAAACCGUUCAAGAAAGCCUGUGGAAGUUUUCAAAGCAACACCACCAACAUCAGCAAAUUCAAACUCUAACUCAAACUCAAGCACUUCACCAAUCACCAAGAUUUUCAACUCACCUUCCAAUUCACUAAGCACACCCUUCCAUUCACUAUCGUCACUCUCACCCAAUGAAAGUAGCUACAAUAGUAGUAGUUCUGCCCAUCUUGAUGAUCAUCAUUUCCUUUAUUCAAGGCCAAACAUGGGGUUUUCACAGCAAGAAAGAGGCACCUCCUUGUUUUUGGAAUCUGCUUCGUACAAUAAUAAUCCCCUGCAUCCCAACUUAGAAUACAGAUCAAACAGGUUUGGUUAUGGGGUGAAAGAAGACGUGGAUGAGCAUGCAUUCUUCUCAGAGCCUUCAGGGAGUGUUAGAGGCUUCUCUGGCUCUUCUUCAUCUUUGGAUCAUCAUCAAAAUGAAUCCAAUUGGCAGCUCACAAUGAGUUGUUCCAACUCCUCUUCAAAACAGAGGACGUGCUCUGCUUUACAAGCAGAGCAAUACCCUCAUUUGCAGCUUCAGAACUUCAGUGACUCCAAAAUGGAGAGAAGAGAAGAAACCCAGAGAACCAUACAUCACUUCUUUGAUGAAGGGCCUCCCAAAGAGAGAGAUUCAUCCUGGCUUGAUUUGGAUGGUAACAGUAAAUCUUCAAACAGUGGAUCAGUUUCCACCACCAGGCUCUCAAUCUCCAUACCAAACUCUGCUCAUGACUUCCCCAUCUUCAAUUCAAGAAAUCAUCAUGAAGACUGAACAGCUUCCUGUACUGGGUUUCUGAAUCAGAGGGCCAAAACCUGUACUUACUUGGUGUCAACUCUUUUUUGUGUAAUGUCUAAUUAGUGAAGGGAGGAGGAGUACUAUUUUUCUUUUUCUUUUUCUUUUUAUAAUUAGUUUGAAUGUGGUUGAGUUGGGUUAUAAUUUUUAUUAUUGUGUUUUUAAAUGAAGGAUCCUAUGUAUGUCUCUGGCCAUCUUGGUUUGAUAUCCAA